Molecule: messenger RNA, 1695 nt
Organism: Parasteatoda tepidariorum (common house spider)
Lineage: Eukaryota; Metazoa; Arthropoda; Arachnida; Araneae; Theridiidae
Product: WD repeat-containing protein 1 l(2)09851
Biological process (GO): ribosome biogenesis
Cellular component (GO): nucleolus
Molecular function (GO): protein binding
Source: RefSeq, a predicted model, not a curated record
UUAAAAAGUCUGGCAGCCAAGUAAAUGUUCAACUCUGCUACUAUUUAAUUUUAAGGUCUGGCAACAUUGCACGCCACACGUGUUAACAUGUUUGUUUAUUUCGGUGUAUUAAUUUGCCGCUAAUAACUACAAUAUUUUGUAGUUAAAAUAACUUAUAUUUUUAUUAUUUUGAGGUGAAAAUAAAAUAGUAUCUUUACAAAAUCUGAUUUAUCUUUCAAAAUGACUCUUACUAACGAUAAGGAAAAUGAUGAUCCCGACAUGGAUCUUGGUGAGGAAUCUUCCAAUGAUGAAGAAAUUUCGGAAUCUGACGAAGAUGUUGAUGAAGAAAACACAGGGUCUCGUGUUUACCUUCCAAAUGCCGAUAAUUCUGAAAAUGUUGACUUAGAAUGUGAUGAAUCGGCUUACGUAUGUCACCAUGCUAUUAAAACUGGUUCUCCUUGUUUAAGUUUUGAUAUUUUACCUGAUGAACUUGGUGACAACAGAGCUGAUGAAUAUCCUCUGACUAUGACCGUUGUUGGAGGCACACAAGUUGAUAGCUUGCAUUGUAACCACUUGCUGAUCAUGAAAUUAUCUAACAUGCACAAAAAUAAACACAAAAAAGAGCGUAACGAAGAUGAAGACGAGGAAGAGGAAAGCGAUUCAGAAAGUGACUCUGAAGAAGACACAAAACCUGUUUUAGAAUGUGCUUCAGUUCGACAUACAGGUUGCGUAAAUAGGAUACAGGUGACGACACUCGGAAGUGAACCAUUCGCUGCAUCUUGGUCUGAACUGGACAAAGUCUAUAUAUGGAAUCUUACUCAACCAGUCAGAGCUGUGAAUGAUAAAAGAGUCAUGACAGCUUACAUUCAAAAUAAAGAAAGCCCAGCUCCCGUGUUUACGUUUAAUGGACAUACAACUGAGGGUUUUGGUUUGCAGUGGUCUCCAACUGUUCCUGGUGUACUUGCAAGCGGAGAUUGCAAAGGAAAUAUUCACUUGUGGAAACCAUUAGAAGGAGGUACCUGGCAUGUAGAUCAAAGGCCUUACAAUGCACACACUGACUCAGUUGAGGAUAUAAAAUGGUCACCAAAUGAGAGUAAUGUAAUGGUCAGCUGCUCUGUAGAUAAAACCAUCAGGGUUUGGGAUGUGAGAGCAGCUCCCAACAAAGCUUGCAUGCUGACCAAACAGGAUGCUCAUGAUAGUGAUGUCAAUGUAAUUAGUUGGAAUCCAAGCGAUCCUUUUAUUUUAUCUGGCGGUGAUGAUGGAAAACUUAGAGUAUGGGAUCUGAGAAGGUUUCCUGAUGGUGACGCCAUAUGCACAUUCAAACAUCAUACAGCUCCUAUUACAUCUGUAGAGUGGCAUCCAACUGACCACUCAGUAUUUGCGGCAUCCAGCUCAGACGAUCAGUUAACUCAGUGGGAUCUUGCCAUUGAGAGGGAUGAAGAUGCUGAAAGGGGUGAGGAAAUGAGUGCUGAGCUCUUGCAACUGCCUCCACAACUUCUGUUUAUACAUCAAGGACAAAAAGAAAUUAAAGAGCUGCAUUGGCAUAGGCAAAUGCCAGGUGUGCUAGUAUCUACGGCUCAAACGGGAUUGAAUGUCAUUAGAACUUUAAGUGUCUAGUUGUAGAAUGAGCAUUUUACUGUUAAAUGUUUACUUCUACAAAAAUUUUCUAGUAAAUCUGGAAUCUGUAAAAAAGAUUAAUUAAAUAUUUCUGCCAUA